GCUGAACAUGGUGAACUCAAUUUGAAUUCGUCAGCCCAACUCAGAGGAAACUAACAUUUUCUCAUAUUAAGAGAACCUUUCUUAUAGCUUCUCAUUUCAAAAGCUACAUCACUUCUCCAACACUGAGGACAUAAGCUUGCCAUUUGUGGUUUCGUCUGAAGCUCACAACACUCCCUUUUCCAUUUUGCUUCAAUUCAAGAUAUGGUAAGAAUUCGGUGCCUGCAAGGGGAAAGCCAAAAAAGUAUGAUAGUUUGGAUAAUGUUGAUGAUGCUUUGUUUUUGUUUAAUAAGAUGAUUCACAAGUACCCAAUGCCUUCUGUUGUGGAAUUCAACCAAUUAUUAGGAGCCAUUGUUCGAAUGAAACGAUAUGCCAUUGCUGUUUCUAUGUGUAAGCAGAUGGAAUUCUUCCGAGUUUCCCCUGAUGUUUAUACUUUGAACAUCUUAACUAAUUGCUUUUGUCACUUAGGUCAAAUUGAUUGUGGGUUUUCUGUUUUGGGGAAAAUGCUCAAGUUAGGUGUUGAACCUACUGUUGUAACUUUUUCCACUUUGAUUAAUGGACUUUGUAAUCAAAGUCAGAUUUCUCACGCUGUGAGUUUGUUUGAUGAAAUGAUUGGACAGGGGUAUCGACCUAAUUUAAUUGUUUACAGCACCAUACUUAAUGGUUUGUGUAAGACUGGGAAUACCUAUCGAGCUGUUAGGUUUCUAAGGAUGAUGGAAGAAAGAGGCUUUGAACCCAAUAUUGUAGCAUAUAGCACAGUCAUUGACUGUCUUUGUAAAAACGGGUUACUAAAUGAGGCUCUCGAUCUCUUCUCCGAAGUGAAGGUUAAGGGCAUUAGACCAAAUACCGUUAGUUAUAAUUGCUUAAUUCAUGCUAUGUGUAAUUUGGGCCAACAAAAGGAGACAACACGGCUUUUGAAUGAAAUGGUGGAUAACAAUAUUUCAUGUGAUAUUGUCACGUAUAACGUAUUGAUCGAUGCACAUUGCAAGGAGGGGAUGAUUUCGGAAGCGAUAGAAAUCCUUGACACAAUGAGAAAGCAUGGCAUUGAGCCUAAUGUUAUCACGUACAAUAUAUGUAUUGAUGCAUGUUGCAAGGAAGGGAUGCUUGCUGAAGCUAAAGAUAUUGUUGACACGAUGAUAAAGCAAGGCAUUGAGCCUGAUGUUGUUACCUAUAGCGUGUUAGUAGACGGUCAUUGCUUGCAAAACCAAAUGGAUAAAGCUAAAAGUGUAUUUCAGCUGAUGAUUGAGAAGGGUUGUGCACCUGAUAUACAUAGUUGCAACAUUAUGAUCAACGGAUAUUGCAAAGCUAAGAGGUUGGACGAAGCAAUGGAACUCUUUGAUGAACUAGCUCAAAACGGACAAAUCCCUGAUGCAGUGACAUACAACACUCUUAUGCAAGGUAUGUGUCGGUUAGGGAGAGUUUCUACUGCAUGUAAACUUUUGAGGACGAUGCUUGCUUCUGGGCCAGUUCCAAAUCUAGUGACAUGUUCGAUUUUGUUGGAUGGUUUAUGCAAAAGUGGUAAACUUGAAGAGGCAUUGAAACUUUUUCAAGCAAUACAGAAGAGUAGAUUGGAGGUUGAUAUCGUCUUUUACAAUAUCUUAAUUGAUGGCUUGUGCAAAGCUGGGAAUAUUGAAACUGGAAAGGAAUUAUUUCAUGAGCUCUUUGUCAAUGGUUUAAAACCUGAUGUUUACACAUAUUCUAUAAUGAUUAACCGGUUCUGUACAGAGGGAUUGCCAGAUGAAGCAUGCCAGUUGUUUAGGAGCAUGGAAGAGAAUGAUUGUUUGCCUGAUAGCUUCUGUUAUAAUAUAAUGAUCCGGGGAUUUCUUCGAAACAGCUAUACCUCGAAGGCAACACAACUUCUUAAAGAAAUGGUGAGUAAGGGCUUUUCUGCAGAUAUAUCAACUGCAACCUUAUUUCUGGAUCUUAUCUUACGAUCUAAUAAUAAAUCAAUCUUGAUCUGAAAUGUUUCACAGAUAGUGUAAAGAUUGACACUUGUAAAUGUGAAUCAAUUUGUUCAUAUUGUACUGCCGUGAUAAGUUAAAAAGUUUUCAUUCUUCCC
Molecule: messenger RNA, 2056 nt
Organism: Gossypium raimondii (Peruvian cotton)
Lineage: Eukaryota; Viridiplantae; Streptophyta; Magnoliopsida; Malvales; Malvaceae
Product: pentatricopeptide repeat-containing protein At1g12300, mitochondrial
Exons: 2
Coding region: 291-1958 (555 amino acids)
Molecular function (GO): protein binding
Source: RefSeq, a predicted model, not a curated record